Messenger RNA from Anarrhichthys ocellatus (wolf-eel), 900 nucleotides. Its product is annotated as leucine-rich repeat-containing protein 30. The record is from RefSeq and is a predicted model, not a curated record. The transcript has a single exon. The coding region runs from base 1 to 900 and encodes 299 amino acids. Gene Ontology annotation, molecular function: protein binding. Lineage: Eukaryota; Metazoa; Chordata; Actinopteri; Perciformes; Anarhichadidae. Gene Ontology annotation, cellular component: cytoplasm.
AUGGGUGGGAAGCAAUCUCGCAGUUUCUCCAACAAGGAGCUGAACGAGGUGAGUGUUAAUCGAGGCAGGAAGUGUGCUGGGAAAGACGACCAGCCCAGCCUGUCCUCGGCCGCCGAGAGGAUCCGUAGACACACCACGGUGCACUUUGGCUACAGCACCCUGAGCCUGGCCAUGCGGGCCCUCGAUGAAAUCCCCUCUGAGCUGUGGGAGCUCCGGGAACUACAAAAGCUAAACUUAUCCAUGAACUGCCUCUGCUCUCUGCCCCCGGCCCUGGGCGCUCUGGAAAAUCUGGUGAUCCUCAACUUGUGGGGUAACAACCUGUCCAGCCUCCCGGCCGAGAUCAGCCUCCUGAAGAAGCUACGCGUGCUUUUCGCCUGUCGCAACCGCCUGAGCGAGGUCCCAGAGGAGCUGGGCUCCUGCACCUGCCUGGAGGUGCUCAGUCUGGCCAAUAACCAGAUCACGGGCCUCCCCGGCAGCCUGGCAGCCAUGCAGAACCUGACCAAACUCAAUCUCAGCCACAACCGCAUCGCACACAUCCCCACCUGCGUCUACAGCAUGAAGGGCCUCGUCUUUCUCCAUCUGGCUUGCAACCGCCUGGAGACCAUUGCGGACCAGAUCCAGGACUUGGUGAACCUGAAGAUCCUCAUCGUGGAGGGAAACAGUAUCCACACACUGCCUAAGACGCUGUGCUUCCUGGAGUCUUUAGAACUUCUCAAUGUUGACUUCAAUGACCUGCAAAAUGUGCCGAUGGAAAUGUACCUGCUGAGCAGGCUCGGGAGGUUGGCCUGCCACCCACUGGAUAAAGGACUUCAUAUUAUCCACAACCCCCUCCUCAAGCCUAUCCAGGAGGUGCUACAAGGGGGACUCAGUGCCCUCUAUAACUACCUCAAGCCCACGUGA